GCAGGUCGGCAUGUCUUCAUCCUCCACGUACACCAUAAAGUCUUUGAUUCCAUGGCAUGAUAUGAUGACUGAUGCCAAGAAAGAAAGAUCCCAUUUUUCCUCCGAGCCGAGGUGUGUCAUGGUGCAAUUAGGAGACAGGUGUAAUCGUUACUCCUUAGCCAUCUAGCUCCAUUUGAUUAGAAUAUAUUUUAUCUGUAGAGUGUAAAGACAACAACCUUUUCCUGCAUUGUUGAAACUUUUCUUGCCUUAAUCGUUAAACAAAGGUAAGUUCCCCCCCUUUUGCAUCCUCUGCUUCAAUCUUAUUUUGGGGUUCUGUUCCAUAUGUUCUGGAGGACCCAGUUUGUGAUUUAGGUUAUGAAAUAGAGUUUGGUGGAGUUCAUGAUGAUUUCGUUAGAUUUUUAAGUCUCUGGAAGAGAGUUUGAUUGAAGAUCUUUGAUGGGUUUUGGGGUUUCCGUAUAUGAAGACAAGAGGUGUAUGAUUUUCUUGAAUGUAUCAUUCCUUUUGGUGGCGUGUGUGUUUUUGAUUGUACAGUUGAGCUCUUCUGGUUCAGGGUUUGUUGUUCUGAGUAGUUCCCAUCCCUUCAAUGAAGGCCGUCAGCAACAGUGUUCCAGCAUACACGGUCUUGAUGGCUACAAAGCCAAGUGCCUUCGCCUAAAAUCAAAUGAACCAUGUGUCUCUCAAGGUUAUAUUGAUUAUCUUCGCAUUUUUUACUGCAAUUUUGGAAGAUUUCCCCCUUUAGGUCUCUCUGUCUUUUUCCUCUGGCUUCUAGUUUUGUUCUAUCUAUUAGGGAGCACGGCAUCUGAAUACUUUUGUUCUUUACUUCAAAACUUAUCAAGACUAUUGAAAUUGUCUCCCACUAUUGCUGGAAUUACUCUGCUUGCUCUUGGGAAUGGUUCCCCAGAUGUUUUUGCCAGUCUAGCUUCUUUGAUGGAUAGCGGUACAUUGGAUAUUGGGCUUAAUUCUGUCUUAGGGGGUACUUCUUUUGUAACUUGUGCUGUGGUUGGAAUCAUAAGCUUUAUGGUGCACAAAAGAAGGGUUCAAGUCAACAAGUGUGACUUGAUUAGAGAUGUCUCAUUCCUCCUUUUAGUUCUUGCAUCCUUGAUUAUCAUCUUAACCCUCGGUCGAGUAAAUCUUUUGGGUGCUCUGGGUUUUACCUCGAUGUAUAUCGUUUAUGUGAUUGUCGUGUGCAUCUCUCAUGUCCCUUGGAUAAAUGGCGGAAGGGUCAUGGAACUGGAUGCUAAUUCAAGUUUUAGUAGCGAUUUAAGUGUACCAAUUUUAAGUGCCAUGGAGAAACAAGACCUUAAUUUUGUAGAGGAGACAACUCUAGACGGUGAUAAUAGAUUAGAAGCAAGGAAUUGCUGCUUUCAUACGAGAACAUCAGCAUCUUGUCGCAUGCUUCUUUAUAUCCUUGAAAUGCCUCUUGACUUACCAAGGAGAUUGACAAUUCCUGUUGUCUGUGAAAAGAAAUGGUCUAAGCCAAUUGCAGUUACUGCUGUUACAUUGGCACCGAUUUUCCUGUCAGUCCUUUGGAACCUCAAACAUGAAAAUGUUGCUGCCUCUUGUACAAGCCUGGUGGUUUACGGAAUUGGGUUUCUGUUUGGGAUAACAUUUGGGGUUCUUGCUCAUUUUUACACUGAGAAGUCAAGUCCACCAGAGCAGUGCUUAUUCGUUUGGCUUGUUGGGGGAUUCCUAAUGAGUGUGGUUUGGAGUUACAUUACAGCUCAGGAGUUGGUGGCCUUGUUAGUUUCACUUGGGUACAUAUUUGGAAUCAGCCCUUCUAUACUCGGCCUGACGAUCCUUGCUUGGGGCAACUCACUCGGGGACUUGGUAACCAAUUCGACAAUGGCUAUGAACGAUGGACCAGAAGGGGUUCAGGUUGCUAUCGCAGGCUGUUACGCUGGUCCCAUCUUCAACAUACUGUUUGGGUUGGGCAUGUCUCUAGUCAGCUCAUCCUGGCAUCGGUACCCUUCAUACAUUUUAAUCCCUAGUGAAACCUAUCUGUUGGAGACUAUGGGGUUUUUGGUGGUUAGCCUGCUUUGGACACUUGUGGUUUUGCCAAUGAGAGGCAUGAGGCUUGAUGGGGUACUGGGUGGAGGGCUUUUGGCUGUAUAUAUGAUUUCUGUUUCUUUCAGGCUGAUUCAAAGUUCAACCAGUUAGUAGCUCACACUAACUUAACAGGGUGUUCAGUGUAACUGGAUAUGGAAGAUACACCGGAUUACCGACACGUUUCCUGUAUAGCAACUAAGUUUCUCUUGUAAUCCUAAUUGCAGCACAUAAUACUAGAACUACUUUGUAAAUGAAAGAUGUACAUUUCCUUCCUUUCUGUGUAACCUGCUCUAUAUAUGAACUUGUGUAAAGCUAUUUUCAGAUUCAAAUAUGGCAUAUAGAUGCAUUAUUUUGCUCUCUGAUUUGGAUGAA
This is a messenger RNA of Tripterygium wilfordii, 2418 nucleotides long. Its product is annotated as cation/calcium exchanger 2-like. The record is from RefSeq and is a predicted model, not a curated record. Gene Ontology annotation, molecular function: monoatomic cation transmembrane transporter activity. The transcript has a single exon. Gene Ontology annotation, biological process: transmembrane transport; monoatomic cation transport. The coding region runs from base 436 to 2157 and encodes 573 amino acids. Gene Ontology annotation, cellular component: membrane. Lineage: Eukaryota; Viridiplantae; Streptophyta; Magnoliopsida; Celastrales; Celastraceae.